This is a messenger RNA of Dermacentor silvarum, 2361 nucleotides long. RefSeq names its product neprilysin-like. The transcript has 3 exons. Gene Ontology annotation, cellular component: plasma membrane. Gene Ontology annotation, molecular function: metalloendopeptidase activity. Lineage: Eukaryota; Metazoa; Arthropoda; Arachnida; Ixodida; Ixodidae. Gene Ontology annotation, biological process: protein processing. The record is from RefSeq and is a predicted model, not a curated record. The coding region runs from base 1 to 2361 and encodes 786 amino acids.
AUGGAGCCAACAGAGGAUGUCUCGCCGACCUCAGGCGCCCAGGUUUCGCAGGCUAAGCCCGAGAAACGCAAAAAGGCGCGAUCCAGAACAUCCACGCAUGGCUCCCCCGAGCCCCGUGGCCCGAAGCGGCGAGUCCCGGACGAGCGAGACGACUUCGACAUGCGUCGGCCGAAUAGUAGCCGAAGCCUUCGCGCGGGACGCCGAACGCCUGAGAAAGGACGGGCUCAAGGAGUCAGAGUUCACACCGCCCGCUUACCGUCCAAUCGCAAGAUCAAGGGCCUUCGCCCGGCGACAUCCGAGGACGGGUUGUCACCAACGGGAGCACCCCAUCGCGGUCCAUCCGGUGCUUCCAUCAACGACCCGGCCGCCGCAGCGGGCAGCCUACCUUUGUCGCCGAUGCCACACGAAGGGUUGGACGGUGCGCAGAGCCCAAUGUCGCUCCCAUCGAACCCCUGCAGCUCCAUGUCGCAAGUGUGGAGCCUAGCUGGUUCACCUGUGGCGAUCCUGAAGGCUUCCUGGAAUGUGUCGGUGCCAUUAUCGAGCGCCUGCACGACGCAUGCCUGCCUCGCCUACUCGAGGCGGCUCCUCUCGUCCAUCAACGAAUCGGCGAACCCGUGCAAGAGCUUCACGCGCUUCGUGUGCGACGGCUGGCGGAAGGAGCACAGUGGCACCGUGUGGGAGGAACAGUUCCAUCACGUGCUCGACAAGCUUACCGACUCGCUGAAGGACAUCAGGGUGCCGCAGUCGGGACAGAACGAGGAGCAACGGGCCGCGGCGGUGUACCGCAGCUGCGUGUCGCUGCUCGAAGGCGUCAGGGACGAGCUGCCGGCCGUCCAGAAGGCGCUCGAUGACGCCGGCAUCGUGUGGCCACAUCCGUCUGCGGACGCUGACGUCCUCUACACGCUCAUGUACUGCUCCCUCAAACUGGGCUGGGACGUGCUGCUCGAUUUCGACAUCGUGGCGAACAGCAGCGGCAGCAGCAGCAGUAUGGUUGAGCUGAUCGUAGGCCCAGGCAAGCUAUUUGCAUUCCUCUCCGAGAAACACACGCGCCUGUACGAGAACGAUGAAGGCGAGGCGAACUUCGAGUUUCUAAAGGAGCGCUUUCUGCGCAACAAUACGGUCACCUUAACGUACAGCCAGAUGCAAGACUUGGAGGACAAUGCGCUGAAAAACCUAUUGUACGUCUGGGCGAUGCCCACAGGCAGCGUCGAAAGCUUUCCGGAUGCGUCGGACCUAGGCCUGACCAAAGCUAAUUGGACGGCAACACUCCAGAAGAUUAACAUAAGUCUGGCCGAAGGUCCCUUGCUGACGACAACGAAUGCCGCUUAUGUGAACGCAUUCCUGAAUCUCUGGAGGGUAAAAGGCUCCGACUCAAUCCACGCGCUAGUCUCUUGGUCCACGGUUCAAGUGGCGGGUCUUUUCGCAAACAGGGAGCUCAUUUACAAUUAUUACGAUAAUAACUAUAAAGUGGCUCAGGUGCACUAUGGCAUCUUCUGUGCCACCAGAGCGAUGUUCUUCUCCAGGCAGGCGCUGUUUGCGAGAUACAACGCCGAUGUUUUCCACGGCAAGGCAGGGGCCGUCGCGAGAGAACUGGCGCGAUCGGUGCGGCUUGCCUUCGGUCGCCGUCUUUCCAACUGGACCUACUUCAAAGAGAACGUAACCUUGGUAGCUGACUGGAGCUCUCUGACGACAGCGUUCCACAACUUCGAGAAGCACAGCGAAGUGAACGAAACCUUUGUCCGAGGCCAGCUACCGGACAUGACGGAUUCGUUCGUGAGCAACUGGCAGCAUUCGACAAUAGUCAGAAACACGCCUGAAGUGGAACAGAUGCUGCUUGCCAUGGAUGACCUAAGUUAUUACGUCCUAUCCUACGGGAAGAGGGACUUCCAGCUGAUGCCGUACGCCCUAUCUUUUCCUCUGUUUGAUUCAACGCUGCCAUCGUCUGUAAACUACGGCGGCUUCGGAUUCGAGGUCACCGUAGCGCUGGGAGACUUGUUUUUAAGCUUCUCCGACGCCAACCAAAUUCUGUCCCUGAUGGACUGCCUGCUAGCCAGCCAGUUUGGGGACGUUGUUGACCUUGGAUUUUAUGCAGCGCAGACUAUUGGUCUCAACGCUCUCGUGGAUGCCUACGACAGCAGCGGCCGUGCCUCGGACAACGCUGUACAUGGGCUGGAGAAGUAUCGCGGACUGCCGCUGGUGUUCAUCGCUAUGUGUUACAUUAAGUGCGAUGGCAGCCUCACUGUGGGAGACGGCGAGGCUGCGUGCAAUCUGCCGCUGCAGCAGUUGCCGCAGUUCGCUGAAGCCUUCGCCUGCGCUCCUGGAGAGCCUAUGAGCCCUGCGAACCGAUGUGAGCUGCUUUGA